AUGCUCAGCUCCGACAAGAUGGACGACGACAACCGGACGGCAACAAAGACACCCUCAACGUACGACCCGCCAACCGAAAGUCCUAGAGAGACCGAGACGCAGGGUAACCAGCCUGAGGACCCAGUAAAAAACGAGGGAGACGAACCUAGCCAGGAUACGAACCAGAACUUGUACAUGGAGUCCUACGACGACGAGGAUCUGUCCGACUAUGUCGCAUCGCGGGUACAAUCCUCUAGAAACAUGGAAGGGAGGAAGGUUAUUCAUUUAGAGACCCCCUACGCUGCUGUCGUGCGCCGAGAGCAAUUUUUCUUGUCGCAAAAAGAUGAUUUCAAUAGGCCACAAAACAUGCCGCGGCAAAAGAUGACGCCUGCUCGGCAGAUGCGACAAUUUCUGGAGAUAGAUGAACAGCGUGUUACAGAACAAGGCUCGACAUACAGAUCUCACAGCUCCUGGAUGCAAAAAGGUGCGACAGUCCUGUACGUGGCGCUUAAGAUCACCAUGUUCCUGUUGGCUGUCGGCAUGACCUUCAGCAUCGGCUACGUCGGGCUGGUCAUCCAGAACGAGGAUGCUUACCUCAUCACGGUGCUGCUCACCUUUGCUGCCACUAACCUGAUCGCACACCCCAUCUUCAUCUUCAUCAUCGUCAUCCUGACCGAGGACGAGAAAACUUUGUGUCGAACAGAGGGAGAUUAUAGGUGGAAGAGGUGUUUGGAAGAGUUGGUCGUCUGCUUCAAGAUGUGUGCCCUGGGGAUGACCCGCAUCAGGAAGUCUGUGUGUAGGGUGGAGCUCUCCACGGAGAGGAGGGAAAUAAUAUGGUUACGUCACGUCUCCUUCAACCUUAAGAAUAACAAAGAGAACUUGCUGGCCGUGAAGGUGGCGGCCAAGCAAGGCUCCAAGUACUUCUUGUUUCUCAUCACCAUCGUCAUCAUCAUGGUCGUCAUCAACAUACAGAGCGGCAACGUCUCGCAGCGGUACCGGCAAACGGGAUUUUUCCGGAAGCUUCUGCACGUGGGGCGGGCGGAGUUUGAUUUAAAACAGGGCAUCACAAUGGAAGAGUUCUGGAAACAUCUUCGCCAAAACAUGCACCUGACCACCUACUGGUCGCUGGUCAAUACCAACACGACGGCCAGUUUAAACGCGGUCUCGAACAUUCGUCUUCGCCAGGUGCGAGUUCAGCCGUAUGCAGGUGAUUGCGCCAAGGACUUUCCUAUGAAACCUUUCGCCCGUUGUCACUUUAGAAUUGAGGACUCCGUAGUUGAUACACGCAACUACGCUCUGGCAUGGGACCACGUGACCUCUAGAAAGGUCAGCCCUGGACCAUACACAUACAGCGAUUCAGAGGGGUUCGAAACUGUGAGGCACACAUACCCGGGCGGAGGCUACAAUUCCCUGUUCUCCGUACGCGACAAGCGACCGGAGAUGAUCGACUUUCUGCGGGACCACGAGUGGGUGGACGAGCACACGAGGGCGGUGGCGGUGGAGUUCGCCAUCUUUAACGCCGACACCAAUCAGCUGACCUCUGUCCUGCACGUGUACGAGUUCACUGAAGUUGGAAUCUUCCAGGACACGCCCGUCUUCUACACCUUCCCCCUCUUCUUCGACAAGCAGUCCUCCAUCAUCCUGAGAGCCUUCCUGGUGGCCCUCAUGUUCCUCACACUUUACUACUUGUCCACGGAAAUCACGGAGCUCUACCACUUCGGGUGUGCGGAAUACUUUAGCUCCUUCACUGCAUGUCUCACCUUCCUAGAGCGGAUUAUCUCCAUCAUUGCCAUCUACCUGUUCAUCAGACAAUACAUCCUGCAGAAUGACAUGAUCAAGCACGUACAGAACAUCUACUUCAACCAGCUGGACAACUUUGUGUUUGUCGAGUUCAACAAGCUCUCUGACAUUUCCUUCAAGAUCACCCUCACGUGUAGCGCCAUGGCCAUCCUUAUGUUUAUCAAAGUGCUCAUGCAAAGCAAUAACAUUCCUGCAUUAGCCGACUUCCUGAUGCUACUGCCUCCUACAGCUAAAAUCACCUACCUGCCUGUGUUCGUUAUAAUCUGCUUCUCUGUUUUGGCCUCGCUGGUAUUCACAGAGUUUUCGGAAUUCUCUACGGUCAAGGCCGCGUUUUUAAACGUCACAGGCCUCCUCCUAAACCAGGGCCUUAUGCCUAAGAUCGUUCGAGCCUACCGGUUGAUAGGCCAGAUAUACCUGUGUACCACCUUCGCGUUUUUGAACUUCAUCAUCGUUAACUAUUACAUCAUGAUAUUGACUGAACACUACGCAGAAAUCUGCAUUCUCAACCAAUAUUUGUAUAAAGGAAAGAAGGAGAGCUUAAUAGAGACGAUAGGUAAAUGGAUUCAUGACGCGUCCAUGAAAAAGAAAUUGUUGAAAGACGAGGCGAAGGAGGACGAAGUGGAACGACAAAAGCAGGUGGAUGUCAAAAAACAACAACAGCUUAACGCGAUAUACGGCGAAGAGGACAAGGAUUGGAUAAGACUUUGUAUUCCCAAUACAGAAUGA
Messenger RNA from Physella acuta, 2505 nucleotides. Its product is annotated as polycystin-2-like. Gene Ontology annotation, biological process: detection of mechanical stimulus. The record is from RefSeq and is a predicted model, not a curated record. Gene Ontology annotation, molecular function: calcium channel activity. Lineage: Eukaryota; Metazoa; Mollusca; Gastropoda; Physidae. Gene Ontology annotation, cellular component: membrane.